CCCCGAUUGGCUGUGACGCGUGGCCGGGCGAGGCCCCCGCCGGCCCCACCGCCGCGCCCGGCUCUGGGCGAUCAUUGGGCGGCGUGAUCUCGCCGCGGUUCCGCGGCCCUGCCGCUGCUGCCGCCGCCGCCGCCAGCAGAGCGCACCGGGCGGGCCGGGCGAGUGGCCAUGGCGGGCGCCGAGGACGAGCCAGGCCAGCAGCCGGAGCUCGACGAGGACGAAGCGUCAGCUUGCCGGCGCUGGGGCGCGCAACACGCCGGGGCCCGCGAGCUGGCCGCGCUUUACUCGCCAGGCAAGCGCUUCCAGGAGUGGUGCUGCGUGGUUCUGUGCUUCGGCCUCAUCGCCCACAACUUGGUCCACCUCCUGCUGCUGGCCCACUGGGAGCACACACCCCUUGUCAUGCUGGGCGUGGUUGUAGGGGCUCUCAUCGCUGACUUCCUGUCUGGCCUGGUGCACUGGGGUGCCGACACAUGGGGCUCCGUGGAACUGCCCAUUGUGGGGAAGGCUUUCAUCCGACCAUUCCGGGAGCACCACAUCGACCCGACAGCCAUCACACGGCACGACUUCAUUGAGACCAAUGGGGACAACUGCCUGGUGACGCUGCUGCCACUGCUAAACAUGGCCUACAAGUUCCGCACCCAGAGCCUUGAAGCCCUGGAGCAGCUGUACCCCUGGGAGUGCUUCAUCUUCUGCCUGAUCAUCUUUAUCACCUUCACCAACCAGAUCCACAAGUGGUCGCACACGUACUUCGGGCUGCCACUGUGGGUCACCCUCCUGCAGGACUGGCACGUCAUCCUGCCACGGAAACACCACCGCAUCCACCACGUCUCGCCCCACGAGACCUACUUCUGCAUCACCACAGGUUGGCUCAACUACCCGCUGGAGAAGAUCGGCUUCUGGCGACGCCUGGAGGACAUCAUCCAGGGCCUGACGGGCGAGAAGCCUCGGGCGGAUGACAUGAAAUGGGCUCAGAAGAUCAAGUAACUCUUUGGGCCUGCCACCUCGUUGCCAACCUUCCCCAGCCCCUCAAACCGAAGCCAUCUGCCAAACUCCAGCCUCCUCGCUGCUGGCCCCUCCGAUGGAGAGGACGCCUCCUGGGCUGGGUCCAGGCGCCCCCAGCCCACCCCCUCGUGACACAGAAUACUUGAGCCACUGAUAUUCACUUCCUUUUUCCGUUCUCUUUCCUCUGCCCCUCCCCAGCCACUGAGCUCUGCCUGCCACGCCUCAGACCUGCAGGAGAUGGAGCUGCCCCUAGCCCCCGGGUGGAGAGGACACUGCUCACCCACCCCUGCAUGCCAGCUGCCCCUCGACCCUCUGGGCAGCCCUUGUGUGUAUGGCUGGCAUUGGGGUCAUCAAGUCCUUUCUGUCCCCAGUGGUCUAGGGAGCCGCUGGCCCACCUGAGUGUCCAUGGAGCUGGCCCUGUGAACUGCCCCUGGAGCCGGGGUGGGUGAGCAGC
Orycteropus afer afer is the source of this 1456-nucleotide messenger RNA. The record is from RefSeq and is a predicted model, not a curated record. Lineage: Eukaryota; Metazoa; Chordata; Mammalia; Tubulidentata; Orycteropodidae.